Molecule: messenger RNA, 2026 nt
Organism: Poeciliopsis prolifica (blackstripe livebearer)
Lineage: Eukaryota; Metazoa; Chordata; Actinopteri; Cyprinodontiformes; Poeciliidae
Gene: gatd1
Product: glutamine amidotransferase class 1 domain containing 1
Exons: 10
Coding region: 354-1133 (259 amino acids)
Cellular component (GO): membrane
Source: RefSeq, a predicted model, not a curated record
CUCUACACUUAUGAUAGUUCAGUUUUAAAUACAUAAACUUUUUUAUCCUAAAGUCAAAUGUUAAACAUACCAGGUGUAGAGUAAAGGGGUCAGCUUGCGUUACUGAGAUGGGGAGCAUACGACUGUGCUGGCUGACAUGUGACACAAGUCGUUAAGUAUGUUUUCCCCACAACAUAUUUGAUUUCAUCUCUGAGCUCUUUCCAUGUCCCCUUGAAUAAAUUUGGUGCCAGCUUUUUUUGUCAGUCUACGGUUUAGUCAAAGGAGGGAAACUGCCUGUAUGUCGUCAGAUAGGUUCAUUAAACCUACAGCUGAGAUUUAACUCGUCUCAGUACAUCACUUCUUCAUUUUGAAGGAUGGAAGCUCAUCGUGAAAAGAAGAACACAUGUGGAACAAUUUGCCUGAAGUAUCUACUUUUUCUCUUCAACAUUUGUUUCUGGGUGGCUGGAGGGGCCGUGUUGGCGGUGGGAGUGUGGACUCUGGUGGAUAAGAGCGACUACAUCAGUUUAUUGAACUCCAGCUUCUACUCAGCCUCUGCUUCCAUCCUGAUAGUCGCUGGAGUCAUUGUGACUUUCACUGGAAUAAUCGGAUGCUGCGCCACUCUGAAUGAAAAGAGGACCCUAUUGAUUGUGUAUUUGGUGUUGCUGCUCUGUAUCUUUCUGCUGGAAAUCACAGCUGGAGUCCUGGCAUAUGUUUACCAACAACAGUGUUUCCCUUUCUGCUACCAGCUGGAUGAUGAGCUCAGACAGAACCUAAAGUUAAACAUGCAGCAGAAAUACCUGCAACCAGGCCAGGAGAGCAUCACACUGUCUGUUGACAAGCUACAACAAGAGUUUAAAUGUUGUGGAAGUCACAACUUCUCCGACUGGAGAGACAGUGAGUGGAUCCGGAGAGAAGAAACGAAAGAGCUCGUUCCUGACAGCUGCUGUAAAACUCCCAGUACCCUCUGCGGUCGCAGAGAUCAUCCAUCCAACAUCUACAGGGAGGAGGGAGGAUGCAUUGAGAAACUUGAGGAUUACAUCAAAAGCCAGUUGUAUAUUCUUGGGGCAGUGGGGGUUGGGAUUGCAUUUCUACAGCUUAUAGGGAUGAUGUUCACCUGCUGCCUUUGUCGAAACCUGAAGGAAGAUCUGUACUAACGUUGGGACACAGUCAAUAAGUUACACAUUCUUGACUGUGUAACUUUUAGUUGAAUGAUGUAAAACCCAACAUUUCCCACAAUGCUGCUGUAGAGUUGGAAGCUGAAAUGAUGAAAAGUGUUUCAAACGACAAACACCACGACUAUACUAAUGCUGCUGGACAGCACCAAUCUCUAUUUCACAAGAGGAAAUUCUAGUUAUCUUACAUUUUACGAUAAAGUAUGAGAUGUAAAUAUACUUCUACGCAAAAUAAAACACACACAAGAUAAACACUGUUGAUAAUAAAGAGGUGUCUUUAUGUGGCACAAGGAAUUUAGUAAGGGCUUUGGAAGUCCCUCUCCUCCACUGUACUUACUUUCAUAAGUAAGUACAAUAAUAUAUACAUAAGUAUUUCAUAAUUAUGGAUUUACCAGCUCUUAUAAGUUGUAUCUUGUCAUUUUGGCUUAAUUGACUGAUAAUGAUGUCAUACUACCUCGUCAUUAUGCUUUAGUAUCUCAUAAUGCUACUAUCUAAUAAAUGUAUAGUGUUAUUAUAUUAAGAGAGGAGGCCUCAGUUAAAUUAUUGUCGUAAUUCUAAUGCAUUAUCUAAGCUUGUUUUAGUUCCAAUGCGAAUAAAGUUGAAUUAUUCCAGACAUCAUUUUUAAGGCUUUUAUUCUGAAAUGACUUUUACGGAUGUUGGUGUCAGCUGACCUGACUUCCUCUGUAGAUCUUUUUUGUUUGUUUUUUUUUGCACGCCUAUUAUCUUCUUUGGCAAAAAUAAUAAUAAAAAUGUCUGCGAAACCAACCUGCUUAAUAGUGACCAGCGCUUCUCCUCAAGGGGUCUCCGCCAAAUCCUUUCUGCACUGCUUCAGUCUUUGCAGCACAGCUUUCAAUCUGCAGACCGCCACACCAGGG